This is a messenger RNA of Tarenaya hassleriana, 2955 nucleotides long. Its product is annotated as potassium channel SKOR. Gene Ontology annotation, cellular component: membrane. Gene Ontology annotation, biological process: transmembrane transport; potassium ion transport. Bases 528 to 2741 code for a protein of 737 amino acids. The record is from RefSeq and is a predicted model, not a curated record. Lineage: Eukaryota; Viridiplantae; Streptophyta; Magnoliopsida; Brassicales; Cleomaceae. The transcript is spliced from 13 exons. Gene Ontology annotation, molecular function: protein binding; voltage-gated potassium channel activity.
UCAAUUUAGGAAUUCAAAUUUCGAUUUUCGCUCCACAUAAUCUUAUCUGAUCUCUUCUUAAAAUACAUCUCAUCAAAUUACCAAUUUAGGGUUUUUUUAGGACAAUAUGUUGUUUUUAGUUUUACGAAAUUAAUUAUUUUGCUCGAAGUAUUGGAUUAAUUUAAAUGCCGUGUCCCAUUGUUUUUGCUAAUUACAUGUUUUCAUAUGACACGUGAUAGUUAACAGCAAUUUGGGGUGAAAAUAUUAGAUAAUGAAGUUUUUCGGUCAAAAUGUAAGCUGAGAAGACUUGAGGGGUUUGAGUGUGAUUUAGCCUUUCUUCUGGUGUCGCCUCCUCUUCGGUCGUUGGUCCAUUAACGAGUUUCUGAUAAGCGAGAAAAAGCCAUUCAUUUCCCGCCACGGGGAUGACACGUGGCAAUAUCUGAUAAGUCUAGACCUAACGGUAAUGUAUCGUACACGUCAGCUAGCUUGGUAAAAAAGAGUCAGGGCCCCACUUAAUACAAAUCGACAGGUGGUACAAAGCAUGGACAAUGUUCAUAUUGGUAUGGGCACUUUACUCUUCUUUCUUCACUCCAUUGGAGUUUGGCUUCUUCAGAGGAUUACCAGAGAACCUCUCCGUUCUCGACAUUGUUGGGCAAGUGGCUUUUUUUGUGGACAUUUUCUUGCGAUUCUUCGUGGCCUAUAGAGACAGUCGUACAUACAGAAUGGUGUAUAGGCGCAGCUCCAUUGCUAUCCGGUACUUGAAAUCGAGUUUCGUCAUCGAUUUGCUAGCUUGCAUGCCAUGGGAUACCAUAUACAAGGCUACAGGUAGAAAAGAGGAAGUGAGAUACCUCUUGUGGAUCAGGUUAUAUCGGGUGAACAAAAUCGUCGACUUUUUUCAGAAAGUGGAGAAGGAUAUACGAAUCAAUUACUUGUUCACAAGGAUUGUUAAACUUUUGUUCGUCGAGCUCUAUUGCACUCACACCGCAGCCUGCAUCUUCUACUACUUGGCGACGACUCUGCCUGCUUCCCAAGAAGGGUCCACAUGGAUCGGAAGCUUGAAGAUGGGCGAUUAUAGUUACGCUACUUUCAGAGAUAUUGAUAUUUGGACAAGAUAUACGACUUCCAUGUAUUUCGCAAUCGCCACUAUGGUAACCGUUGGUUAUGGAGAUAUACAUGCUGUGAACGUACGAGAAAUGAUAUUCGUUAUGGUCUACAUUUCUUUCGACAUGAUUCUAGGAGCUUAUUUGAUCGGUAACAUGACAGCUCUGAUUGUCAAAGGAUCGAAAACAGAAAAUUUCCGUGACAAAAUGGCCGAUAUUAUGAAGUACAUGAACAGAAACAAACUCGGGAGAGGCAUCCGUAAUCAAAUCUCCGGCCAUUUCCGCUUGCAGUACGAAAGCAGCUACACCGAGGCAGCUGCUGUUCAGGAUAUACCGAUAUCUAUUCGGGCUAAGAUUGCACAAACUUUGUACAUGCCGUACAUCGAAAAGAUCCCCCUCUUCAACGGGUGUUCAUCAGAAUUCAUAAAUCAAAUUGUCAUAAGACUUCAUGAAGAGUUCUUCCUCCCGGGAGAGGUUAUACUGGAGCAAGGUAGCGUCGUGGAUCAACUGUACUUCGUUUGCCAUGGUGUACUCGAGGAGAUAGGCACUACAAAGGAUGGAUCGGAGGAGACAGUGUCUCUUUUACAGCCCGAUAGUUCGUUCGGGGAGGUUUCAAUCCUGUGUAAUAUUCCUCAACCGUACACGGUUCGGGUUUGUGAACUAUGUCGGCUUCUAAGACUUGAUAAGCAAUCUUUUACGAAUAUUCUCGAGAUAUAUUUUCACGAUGGACGUAAAAUCCUCAACAAUCUCCUCGAGGAAAAAGAAUCGAACGUCCGGAUUAAGCAACUGGAAUCAGAUAUUACAUAUCACAUCGGUAAGCAAGAAGCGGAACUCGCGUUGAAGGUGAAUAGCGCGGCAUACUACGGAGAUCUCUACCAGCUUAAAAGCCUGAUCCGGGCUGGAGCUGAUCCGAAUAAGACAGAUUACGAUGGAAGAUCGCCUUUGCAUCUAGCUGCCGCUAGAGGGUAUGAAGAUGUUACACUCUAUCUUAUUCUGGAAGGAGUAGACGUCAACUCCAAAGAUAAACCGGGAAACACUCCGCUACUAGAAGCAAUCAAGAACGGGAACGAUCGAGUGGCAUCUAUACUAGCGAAAGAGGGCGCCUCGCUAGAUAUUGAGAAUGUGGGAACGUUCCUUUGCACGGUGGUUGCAAAGGGGGAUGGCGAUUAUCUGAAACGGCUUCUAGAGAAUGGGAUCGAUCCGAGCUCGAAAGACUAUGAUCACAGGACGCCUCUUCACAUCGCUGCAUCCCAAGGAAUGUACCUUAUGGCAAAGCAGUUGGUCGAGGCCGGUGCUUCUGUUCUCGCAAAGGACAGAUGGGGGAACACUCCUCUGGAUGAAGCCACGGCUUGCGGGAACAGGAACUUGAUAAAACUGCUCGAAGACACCAAAGCUUGUCAGGUUUCUUUUUCAUGUCCAAGCAGCUCCAAAGAUCUGAAAGAUAAGAUCCAUAGGAAGAAAUGUACGGUCUAUCCUUUCAAUCCGAACGAGAAGAGAAAACGAGGGGUCGUGUUGUGGGUGCCAGAAAGCAUGGAAGAGCUCAUUAAGAGAGCCGCCGAGCAUCUGAAGAUUCCAGAAGCUUCUUGUGUUUUGUCGGAAGAAGAUGGUAUGAUUAGUGAUGUAGAUUUGAUAAACGAUGGACAGAAGCUGUAUAUUAUAUAACCACUGAUUGGUAUCAAUCACUUUCAUUACACAAAACACCAAAAAGAGAGGUCAAAACUUAGUCUUGAAGAUCCAACGGUCGAUAUUUAGAGGCCUCACAUUAUAGGCGCAUUGGAUUGUAUGCUUCACACGAAUGUCUAGAACCAAACAUAAAUCUGUUUGUGGAUCUGUAUUGUCUGAUUUGAAUUUAUCGGAACGUAUAUCUUCAUGACUA